Baudoinia panamericana UAMH 10762 is the source of this 1679-nucleotide messenger RNA. RefSeq lists its product as uncharacterized. The record is from RefSeq and is a predicted model, not a curated record. The transcript has a single exon. NCBI's taxonomy places the organism in Eukaryota, Fungi, Ascomycota, Dothideomycetes, Mycosphaerellales, Teratosphaeriaceae. Gene Ontology annotation, molecular function: cystathionine gamma-lyase activity; pyridoxal phosphate binding. Gene Ontology annotation, biological process: transsulfuration. Bases 270 to 1523 code for a protein of 417 amino acids. Gene Ontology annotation, cellular component: cytoplasm.
CGUUCUAGCGAGAUCAAUGUCGAUUAGAAAGACGAUUCGACUCAUCGUCGCUCGCGCCACUGUGAGCAUAUAUAUCUAAACCUUAGAGCUUGCAAUUCACGAUACAACAACUGUACCCGUCUUGUGUACCCUUAAUCGCACUACUGAGCAACUAUAAACUGGCAUUGUUGAGCCAACCGUUGUAGCGUGCCAUCCUGCAGCACAACCAAGCGUGCAUAUUGUUUUGGGGUUUCACAGCGUGAGCCACCCGUGCUACGAAGAAGCUCGACAUGGUUCUCGAUCAUGCGCCCAUCGAGACUCCACCGCGCGCCCCUUCUCCUAUACACAGAUUCGGCACACUCGCAGUCCAUGUCGGCUCCGAACACGACCCUGUCAGCGGCGCGGUGAUCGAACCAAUAUCGCUCAGCACGACAUUCGCCCAGUCAGCUGUCGGCCAGCCGAUAGGCGCACACGAGUAUGUGCGAAGCUCAAACCCGAAUCGAUGGAACUUUGAGCGUUGCAUAGCUUCCCUCGAGCGAGCAAAGUACGCCUUGGCCUUCUCUUCUGGCUCGGCAACGACCGCGACAAUACUACAGUCGCUGGCAGCCGGUAGCCACGUCGUCUCAGUGUCAGACGUCUAUGGUGGAACCCAUCGGUACUUCACCAAGGUGGCGUCUGCUCACGGGGUCCGAGUCGCCUUCACGCCAUCGAUCGAACUGGACAUCGAGGGACUCAUCACGCCGGAGACGAAGUUGAUAUGGAUCGAAACGCCGUCUAACCCAACGCUAUCUCUCGUCGACAUUAGAGCCGUUGCUGAUAUAGCGCACCGAAGCGGCAUCAUGGUCGUGGUCGACAACACUUUCCUGUCACCCUAUAUUCAGAAUCCGCUGGAACACGGUGCCGAUAUAGUCGUGCACUCCGUAACCAAGUACAUCAACGGCCAUAGCGAUGUGCUUAUGGGUGUGGCUGCUUUUAAUUCCGACGCACUCCACGAGCGGUUAAGGUUCCUUCAGAACGCCAUAGGCGCCGUCCCAUCUCCGUUCGACUGCUGGCUUGCGCAUCGAGGCGUCAAGACGUUACAUCUACGUGCGCGAGAAGCGAGCAAAAACGCGCAAAUGGUCACGAAUGCGCUCGAAGAGUCCCCACACGUCCUAGCGGUCAACUACCCAGGCUCCGCAUCGCACAGACAGCGCAAGAUCGCGCUUAAGCAGCAUCGUGACGGCCUUGGAGGUGGUAUGCUUUCCUUCCGCAUCAAGGGCGGCAAGGAGGCCGCUGAGAAGUUCUGCCAAGCGACUCAGAUCUUCACGCUUGCGGAGUCGCUGGGUGGUGUCGAGAGUCUGGUGGAGGUACCGGCCAGUAUGACACAUAUGGGUAUUCCGAAGGACCAGCGCGAAGCAGCAGGCGUAUUUGAAGACCUGGUGCGCAUAAGCUGCGGCAUCGAAGAUGGGACGGAUCUGGUUGCAGACGUGCGGCAGGCACUCGAAAAGGUUGUGGUUGGGCCUAAGAUUACGAACGGCUUCGCGAAUGGCAGUAGACAUACCUGACGAACACUUAGAGAACGAAUAGAUAUAGACUUCUAGUAUGUGUACGCCCUAAGUUAUUCUCACGCGUACUGUUUGCGUCCGACGACCCCGUUGCCCGGUGAGAUAAGUUGCUCUGGCUCCGAUAGGCAAUUAUGCAGUGGCUGUCGUGUCGAGAUG